Molecule: messenger RNA, 4872 nt
Organism: Aspergillus campestris IBT 28561
Lineage: Eukaryota; Fungi; Ascomycota; Eurotiomycetes; Eurotiales; Aspergillaceae
Product: isoleucine--tRNA ligase ISM1
Exons: 5
Coding region: 168-4757 (1529 amino acids)
Biological process (GO): isoleucyl-tRNA aminoacylation
Cellular component (GO): cytosol
Molecular function (GO): ATP binding; tRNA binding; isoleucine-tRNA ligase activity
Source: RefSeq, a predicted model, not a curated record
CUCCUGGCUGGCCUCUUUAUGACAAGAUAACUUCACAUUAUAACUAUUGUGCUAUCGGCUUUAUAGUUUUGUAUCUACUUAUUCACGUUCUUGGAUGAUAGCUCGGUGACGGGGAAGCAAUAAUCUAUCCUCAUACUAGGCUCGACGAUGAGCAUCGUCUGCAGAUCAUGGCUGCACCCAGACCAUCAACGCAGGUCCAGAUCUCCCCUGGCAAGGGGUUGGGAUUCAUAAUUUUGGGAGCUUCUUUACACAACGUAUUGGGACAUGUCAAGUCUCACCCCCAAACUUACCCCGCGAUCGAGAUAGCCUACUCCCCCUCCGACCCUCUGCGCAAGCCCGUUACCCUACAACUGCCCGAGAAUGGACUCCGUCUACGGUUUGAUGGACCCGAUCAGCGACUGCGUCUUAUCGAAGUGCUGGACUUUUCGAAGAUCUCGCUCGUCUACAAGAACCAGGAAGUGCUAAAGGGAGCCAAGCCGCAUGAGCCCCCUGCAUCGCAGCAGGGGCCCAGCUUCCGGCAUAUCUACAAUCGCCUGUUCGGCCCUUCAUACCCAGGGGAGUAUGUACCUCCACUGAACGGCUCGCCGUACGGCACGUACGUACUGUCGUAUCCCGGGAUCGCUUUCUCCUUUCCCCUUCAGCAUUCGGCCUGGUCGGACCAAUGUGACUUCGUAGCAUUACUCUCUUCGACUGCCGCAAUGCCGGCCACCUCGUUGAGCAUCUUCCAGGGUCCAUCGUGGCCCGAAGUCAGAUCCAAUCUAUUCACCCAGCAGCCGCAGUAUCCGCGUUUCCCCCCGCUGGCAGGGAAGAACAAGGACUCUGUCGCUGACGAGGUGGAGGAGUUCAUCAUCUGGGGCGCAGGCAAAGUCCAAGCGAUCCGACGAUCGACUCCACCCACUCACAUCACCUUGUCGCGCACAACGCCGCAGGAUCUGAUUGCCGAGUUCGGGCCUCCCGACGCCAUAUACCGUAAGCAUGAUCGAAGGAUCUCCAUCCACCGCGCCGCGAAUGGUGGCGGCGGCAGUCAAGACCCUCUCGGCAUGAGCCCGUCACCGGGGAGAGGCAUCGAUAUCACGGAUACCGAUCAAUCUUCCAACAACAGUGCCGUCGAUGACUCGGAUGAUGAGGAGGUGACCACGACCCUUGACCCGUCGUCACUACCAACUGAAUGCUUUUUUAAUUAUUUCCAUCACGGUUUUGACGCAUUUAUUUCCCACCCUGAUACACCUGGGCCUGCUCUGCCGGGAUCAGCCUUGUCGGAUCCCACCCCCGUAUCCCCUUCACCCCAAUUAGUCGUGACCAAGAUCAUCCUGCAUGGUAACGUUCCCGGGUCAUAUCCUUUCAACCGCCACCGACGCAGUCGCUGGAGGAUCAGUUUCGACUCCUCCGACGAUACCAUCUCGUCCGAAACGCGCUGGGACGAAGUCUUCGGGCGACUGAAGGACGUGUGGAAGGGGUUCUAUACCAGUUCGACGGAAGAACGAGCUCUCCAACGGCCGAUGGUACUCAACCGAGGCUGGGGAGACAGUCCCGAGAGCAGCGUGGAAUUCCUCGGCGGUUGGGAAGAAAGUACAGGCCGGGGACAGAGGGCCGGGAAUGACGGUCACGAUGCGGGUCUUGGGAAUACUGAACUAUUUGGGUUUCCUGGUCUUUUGUUUGAGGUGUUGAAGAACGGGGCAGUCAGCUAUUUAAUACAGUGUCACCAUUUCUAUUACUAUUUCUUAACCUAUUAUAUCCUUGAGACAUGCUUCAGUGGUAGUAUGCCGGAAUUGCCACGGUCGCUCGCUCGAUCUUGGUCGUCGACGCUCAAGCUCCCCAAGUCGACGUUCCCCGCCCGCGUAACACCCGCCGACCAGACGAAAUACCUGCGACGAUGCACGGACGACCUCUACGCCUGGCAGCGCCGUGAGAGGCCGGUGGAUGGGCAAUUUGUGCUGCACGAUGGGCCGCCCUACGCGAAUGGCGAACUACACGUUGGUCACGCCCUCAAUAAGGUCCUCAAGGAUAUCAUCUGCCGGGUGCAGCUUGGUCGCGGGAAGCGGAUACGGUAUGUGCCCGGGUGGGACUGCCACGGGCUGCCGAUUGAGUUGAAGGCGCUCGAGGCGCAGAGGGCGGCGGGGGAGGCGACUGGACCGGUUACUGCGGCGGUGAUCCGGAAGGCUGCGCGGAAACUGGCUGGGCGGACUGUCAAAGACCAGAUGAAGGCGUUUCGCGGAUUCGCUGUCAUGGGCGACUGGGAGAAUCACUGGAAGACGAUGGACAAGGGGUUUGAGAAGAGGCAGCUGGGGGUGUUUCGCGAGAUGGUUGAAAAGGGAUUGAUAUACCGGAGGUUUAAGCCCGUGUACUGGUCGCCGUCGACUGGGACGGCGCUGGCGGAAGCCGAAUUGGAAUACAAGGAGGACCAUGUGUCGACUGCGGCGCUGGUCAAGUUCCCUGUCGUGGAUAUACCGGCGCAUCUCGCUUCGAACCCGUUGCUGCGUGGGAAGGGUAUCAGCGCGGUCAUCUGGACGACUACGCCGUGGACGCUUCCUGCGAAUGCUGUUAUUGGCGUUCACCCGGAUCUGGAAUACUCUAUUGUGCAAUCGGACGCGCACGGCUAUUUGCUUAUCGCGCAGUCGCGGAUUGAAUAUUUGCAAAGCGUUUUGAACGAGGACCUGGGCGUGAUCGUACCCUCGGUUCUUGGAUCGGAAUUAGCGGACCGGACUACGUAUCGCUCAUUGUUUAAAGGAGCAGACGCGGAGGCCCAGCCGAUUAUCACUGCGGACUUCGUCUCUGCUGACUCCGGGUCGGGCUUGGUCCACUGUGCCCCCGGCCAUGGUAUGGACGACUACGAGGCGUGUGUUUCUCGCGGUAUUCCUGCUUUCGCUCCCGUCGACGACCACGGUAAAUUCACCAGCCUUGCGAUGCCGGAGGACCCACAACGGCUCAGCGCGGUCCUGGAAUAUAUUGAAGCGGAAGGCUACCUGAUUUCGAAAAAUCAGUACGAGCACAAGUAUCCCUACGACUGGCGGUCCAAGCGCCCCAUCAUCAUCCGGGCGACUGAGCAAUGGUUUGCCGACGUGGCCGACAUCCGCGGCGACGCGGUCAAGGCACUGGAGGAUGUCAACUUUGUCCCGAGUUCCGGAAGAGUGCGCUUGGAGAACUUUGUCAAGAACCGGAGCGAGUGGUGUAUCUCGCGCCAACGCGCGUGGGGUGUUCCCAUCCCCGCGCUGUACGAUCGGAGCACGGGAGACGCUGUCCUCACUAAAGAUAGCGUUUCUCACAUCAUGUCUGUGAUCGACGAGCGAGGGAUCGACGCAUGGUGGACGGAUGAUGCGAACGACACGGCUUGGAUUCCAGCCUCGCUGCGGGACGCAUCCGAGGCGGGAUAUCGUCGCGGAACCGACACGAUGGACGUCUGGUUCGACAGCGGCACCAGCUGGACGGAGAUCGACACGCCUUACAGCAAUGGAUACCCCGCUGAUGUGUACCUGGAAGGGUCGGACCAACACCGCGGAUGGUUCCAAUCCGGGCUUCUCACCUUCACGGCGCAUCAGAUCGCUGCAGGCCACAGGGACGAAACACGUGCUCCGUUCAAGAACCUGAUCACCCACGGAUUCACCCUGGACGAGGAGGGCCGCAAGAUGAGCAAAUCCAUCGGCAACGUGAUCGAUCCCCAAGCCAUCAUGGACGGGACUCUUCUGCCCCCGCUCAAGCCCCGGAAAGGCAAGGGCAAGAAACAGCCCGCAAACCAAGGCCCCGUCUACGAUGCGCUGGGGCCUGACGCCCUGCGCAUGUGGGUAGCCAGCAGCGACUACACGCGCGACGUCGUGAUUGGGAAGCAGGUUCUCCAAACCGUCAACACCAGCUUGCACAAGUACCGCGUGACAUUCAAGCUGCUGCUAGGCGCCAUCUCGGAUUUCAACCCGCAGAAUCUCCUCCCGUACGACCAGCUGCAGCAAACGGACCGGAUUGCGCUCAUGCACCUAUCCGAGAUGGUGCUGGCGUCGCAAAAGGCCUGCGAGGGCUUUGAAUUCUACCGUGCCGUGAACGCCAUCAACCGCUGGGCGAACAUGGAGUUCUCCGCCUUCUACAUGGAAGCGAUUAAGGACCGGCUCUACACCUACGGAGCGGACAGCGCCAGCCGACGCGCCGCGCAGACGACGCUGUUCCACAUCUACCAGCAUCUGCAGGAAAUCCUGGCGCCUAUCACUCCGAUGCUGGUGGAGGAGACGUGGGAGCACACGCCCGAGGCCAUCAAAUCGCAAUGCGAACACCCACUGCAACGCAUUGCCUUGUCCCCGCCGACGGAGUGGCAAGACCCCUCGCUUGGAACGCACUACUACGAUAUCAUGGCAGUCGGGUCGGUGAUCAAGGGCAUGCAAGAGCAGGCGCGGGGGCAGAAACAAAUGGGCUCGUCUCUGCAAUCUUGCGUCCAUAUCGUCCUUCCAGAAGGCGACGGCGCGGGGUCCGCGCUCCAGCACAAUCUGGCCGAGCUGCCUGAUCUGUUCGUUGUAUCUUCCGUCACCCUCGGGUCGCACGGCGAGGCUAUCCCCAGCGCGACCACCGACGCCGAGUGGCAGUACCACGAGACGUACGAGCUUCCUAGCGGCGGAAAUGGCGUCGUCUAUGUGUCUGCCCCGCAGUCGUCUAAGUGUCCCCGUUGCUGGAGAUACGUACUGGAGGAACCCGAGCCCGUCGAAGAGACGGUGUGCGAACGGUGUGAAGAGGUGGUUCGCGAGCUGGACGCAUCGGCAGCGAGCAAGGGAGACGCAUGAGCCACUCAAUCUCCAAUCAAUCCAAAUUAUGAACAUCUCACUCAUGUAUUAUAGCGUAAUAGACAAAAAAUAACCUGAUCUGUAAUUAAGUUACCUGAUUAACAACCACCACCAC